Molecule: messenger RNA, 2224 nt
Organism: Asparagus officinalis (garden asparagus)
Lineage: Eukaryota; Viridiplantae; Streptophyta; Magnoliopsida; Asparagales; Asparagaceae
Exons: 19
Coding region: 119-2224 (701 amino acids)
Biological process (GO): double-strand break repair
Cellular component (GO): nucleus; site of double-strand break
Source: RefSeq, a predicted model, not a curated record
CGAUGCCUGCACUUUCGCAUUCCUCCCGCCCAAAUUUCAUCGAUCGUCCUCCUCUUGGAUCCCAAAACCCCAGCGACGAAAAAGAAAAAAACCCUAGCGGAUCCUAAAUCCAAGUAUUAUGAAAGUGAAUAGAUGGACAGCGACCUACACAAAACACAUAAAGCAAAAGAGGAAAGUAUAUCAAGACGGGAUCUUGAAGCUCUCAGGUGACAAGGUACUACUGUAUGAUGAUUGCGAGAAACUUAUAGAUAGCAGAUUUUUGAAAAAGGAUGAAUUGGUUGAAUGUGGUGGGAUGCUGGUAUUUGAUAGUCAUCUUGUUGACAUCGGGAACCCUGAAGAAUGUCACAUGCCUUCAGCAGAUUUAAAUGGGGGUGGAGAAGAUGUGGAAUCGAAAGAAAGAGCUGGAGCAUAUAGACGGAAGGCCUUUCACCUUGAAAUUAAGAAAAGCACAUUGCAAAAUUUACCAUCAAAGAACCAUUCAAAUGCAGUUCAUGAAAGCAAGAAAGCUAUAGAAAACAAGAGAAACACAAGACAAAAUGAAGCAGCUCCAGAACAUUCCAAUUCCAUUUCCAGCAAUAACAGAGGGAAUCAGCAGACUAAGCAGUGUGGUGCUGGGGUGCUUCAAAGUGGUCCAGAUGAAGCCCAGACCACUUUAAAAGAAUGGACUGCGUUGUACACUACUCAAAUAACUCAAAAAUCAAAAAGAUACCAUGAUGGCAUUUUGCAGCUUGUCAGUCGUGGUUCACAUAUGAAUCAGGUUAUCUUAUUAAAUGAAGAUGGGUCAGUACUUAGCAGCAAGUACCUUAAGUCAGUUGAAUGUGUUGAAACUGGGCAAGACUAUGAGUUUCAUAAUUACCUGGUUCAGAUUUGUGAGCCAUGUGCUCUUCCAGGAGAUAAGUCGCAUGAGGGCUUUUUGCAGCAAGUGGAUGGUUGUAGAAAUACAGGAAAGGAUGUGCUAAUGGCUAAUCAGAAAAUCACCAGAACCAAGUCAAUAAUUAAUGCCAAUACCCAAUAUGAGCAUGCAGGAGUUGCUUGUGCUAAUCCAGAUGAUGGCAGGUCCACCAAUACUCAUGUCAAGUCAAUACAAGAAUGGAAUGCUUUGUACACCACUCAGAAAACUCAGAAAGCAAAAAAGUAUCAUGAUGGCAUCUUGCAGCUUGUCAAUUGCAGUUCACAUAUGAAGCAGGCUAUUCUAUUUAAAGAAGACAGGACUAUCCUGGGUAGCCAGUACCUUAAAUCUAACGAAUGUGUAAAAACUGGGCAGAUGCGUGAAUUCGCUAACUAUCUCAUUGAGAUCUGCGAGCAGAUAACUCCUGUGGGGGAUGAUUCCCCUAGGCAACCUUUGGAAGAAGUUGCAGGUUUGAGGAGUACAUGCAAGGACAAGUUAAUAAAUAAUAGGAAUGACCAUGAUGACAAGUCAUUGCUCAAAGAUGUCCAGAAGGGCAAUUUAGGAGAGGUCACGCAUGGUGCUAACUCUAGCAGUGGGAGGUCUACCACUAUCAGCUAUAGGCCAAUAUGUGACGUCAGUCAAAUUUUGUCCUCUCUUAAAAGGCCAGUCCGUACACCACAAUCUUCAGACGCUCUCCUGUUGGAUGCUGAUAAUAAGGGCAAAGUUCUGGAAUGUAAUGCCAGGAAACCCAAGGUAGAUGAUCUCACAGGCAAUAUCAGCAUUGUAAUCAGUGAUUGUCAGCAGAGGCCAGUAUCACAUGAGUAUUCCAAUUCAUCUAAUCCGCUGUCUGGAGUAGCACGUGGCACUUCAACAGCCAAACUAGACACAAAAAACGACUUCAUAAAAAAUCAAUGCAUAACAAACACCACUGGAGACUAUAAAGUUGCAGAUGGUAAUGAUAACAGCGUGGCCAACAAUGCUCAAAGAAAUUCAUCAAAAGCUGUUCUCCCUUCUGAUAUAUUGUCCUAUGGACCAGAGGACAGCAUGAGUAUGGCUGAGAUUGCAUCUCCCUCAAGCAGUCCUGAGGAUCACACAGAUGCAAAUAAAAAGACAAGCAUUGCUGAUGAGAUAAUGACUCUGCAACAGGAAUGGACCUCAUUAUCACAUCGAGUAUUAACAACUGGAGACAUCAAAAACCCAAUCAGGUUAAAGCGCCUUGGUGCUUAUUCUUUGUUGCAUGAUCUUAAACUCCAUCUAUAUAUAAGGCCCGUCUGGCCUAUAGUUGUUUUUGUUGGAGCACGUGAGUGUGGGGGCCACGUUCUCCAGUGUGGAUGA